Messenger RNA from Macadamia integrifolia, 1877 nucleotides. Its product is annotated as probable galacturonosyltransferase-like 9. The coding region runs from base 350 to 1534 and encodes 394 amino acids. The record is from RefSeq and is a predicted model, not a curated record. Gene Ontology annotation, cellular component: Golgi apparatus. Lineage: Eukaryota; Viridiplantae; Streptophyta; Magnoliopsida; Proteales; Proteaceae. Gene Ontology annotation, molecular function: glycosyltransferase activity. The transcript has a single exon.
UUAAAAGGAUAAACGAGGACAAAACCCUACUCGGUAACCGUAAUCUCUUCCCUACCCAUUAACAACUAGUCCUUUCUCUGUUAUUAAUUUCUCUCCAAUGGAGACUUCAUUUUCAUUUUCAAUGUAAACCCAAAAGCCAAAACCGCGUUUUCAUCAGAAAAAGAGUAUAAAGCAACGCGUCCAACCCUCCAACUUCUCUCUCGUCCUGUCCCCAUAGUAGUGUAGCAGUCUCUCUCAUCUCUCUCUCUCUCUCUCUCUCUCCUAAUCUUCUCCUCCUACUUCCUUUUCUUUUCGCAAAUGUCGAUUUGAAUCCUUUUCCUCACCACUCUCUCUCUUUCCUUCCUUCGAAAUGUCUCUUCCCCAACCCAGAUCGCCUCAAUCUCUCUUUACAGUUCUUUCUCUUCUUCUUUUCUUUCCUGGUUCUUACGCGAUUAGGUUUCUCCCUGUUACGGAUUCGGGGGACAGAGACGAACACAGCUAUAGCAGAGAUGAUGUUGGAGGAUUACUCCAUGGAUUGCCCACCUUCGAUGAAGCACCUGAAUACAGAAAUGGUGUUGAAUGUUCCUUUUUGGUGCCUAAUUCUAUGGAAUCGCCGCAGUGUUACCCAGGCCAUGUUCACAUCGCCAUGACUCUUGAUACAGAGUAUCUCAGGGGUUCCAUGGCUGCGGUUCACUCCGUUCUCAAGCACUCUUCUUGCCCUGAAUACAUCUUCUUCCACUUCGUCGCUGCUGAAUCUGAUUCGGCCAACCAUAUGGUGCUCUCCCAACUUGUUCGAUCAACCUUCCCUUCCCUCAGUUUCAAGGUCUAUCUCUUCAGAGUCGAUGCCGUCAAGAAUCUCAUUUCUGCUUCCAUCAGGCAAGCUCUCGAGAACCCACUCAACUACGCGAGGAACUAUCUGGCUGACAUUCUCGAGCCCUGCGUUCACCGGGUGAUCUAUCUCGACUCCGAUGUCAUUGUCGUAGACGAUAUUAGGAAGCUUUGGGACACCUCGCUUACUGGGUCGCGUGUCAUUGGAGCACCAGAGUACUGUCACGCUAAUUUCACCAAGUAUUUCUCUGAUGGCUUCUGGGCUGAUCUGACCUUGUCGAGGGUUUUCAAGGGCAGGAAGCCCUGCUACUUCAAUACAGGUGUGAUGGUUAUGGAUCUCGACAGAUGGAGACACGGAAAUUUCGGGAAGAGGGUAGAGAGUUGGAUGCAGUUGCAGAAACAGAGAAGGAUUUACGAAUUGGGUUCACUUCCUCCAUUCUUGCUGAUUUUUGCUGGAAAUGUUGAGCCCAUUAACCACCGAUGGAAUCAACAUGGUCUUGGCGGGGAUAAUGUGGUGGGCAGUUGCAGAACUUUACAUCCCGGCGGCGUUAGUUUGCUUCAUUGGAGUGGUAAGGGGAAACCAUGGACGAGACUUGAUGAGAGGAAGCCAUGCCCUCUUGAUUAUCUUUGGGAACCUUACGAUCUCUACAGACCUCAACUGCAACGACAAGAAGUAGAAAUAUUGGUCUCACUACAGAUGUCGAUUACUUUGCUUGCUUCAUUGUAAUCAGAGAAGGUUCGAUUCAUUUUUCUUUGAUUCUUUUUUGACAUUCAAGGAGAUUCUUUCUUUCAUUUGUAUAAAGAAGAGAUUAGAAACAAAACCCUUCAGGAUUUUGAGAUUGGGUAAUUUUUUCUUUGUAUAUUCAUUUUUUUUUUUUUUGAGGUGCAUUUGAUAGUCUUCCCAGUUCCCAUCUCCAUUUGAGAGUUUCUUUUCUCUCUGUUUCUCCAUGAGAGAUGUUACUCUGUUCAGUCCUUUUCAACUCCUGGAUUGGGAAAGGAUUUUAUGCCAAUAUCAGUAUAAUGUUAUGGGUUUGUUUGUAUGAUUACUAUCAAGAUUCAUUCUCUCUGAA